Toxorhynchites rutilus septentrionalis is the source of this 1934-nucleotide messenger RNA. RefSeq names its product acetylcholine receptor-like protein cup-4 (gene NtR). Gene Ontology annotation, biological process: monoatomic ion transport. The transcript is spliced from 12 exons. Bases 99 to 1901 code for a protein of 600 amino acids. Gene Ontology annotation, cellular component: membrane. Gene Ontology annotation, molecular function: extracellular ligand-gated monoatomic ion channel activity. The record is from RefSeq and is a predicted model, not a curated record. Lineage: Eukaryota; Metazoa; Arthropoda; Insecta; Diptera; Culicidae.
UCAAAGUAAACGGACCGUUCUUCGGGUGAUUCGCAAUCUUUGAAACAAUCUGUUCUGUGUAUAUUUAGGCACAAUACGAGUUCUUUAUAAUUCAAAAAAUGAGAUUUGUCUUUCUAGCCCUAUAUAUUUGUGUGUCAAUAGUACCUAGCUAUGAGCUUCCCCCCCGUAUCCUUGUUCACGGAGGAUCUCCAGUAAAACUAGGAGAAUUUGGUGUGUUUGCCUCAUCGAACAAAACAAAGUUGUUCAAUCUCGGAUCAACCGAAAGCAAGUAUAAUGUGACUUAUGCAGAUUUGGACAAAUGCAAACAAUUCAACGCAAUCAAUGGAUAUAAUUACCACUCGUUCUUCAAACUGGAGGAUCUCGUUAAUCAUAACUUGGACAACGAGACCAUCGUCAAUCUUCGUCUGUUCGUUGUGGCCGCAAAGGAUGCUCACAUUCUACUAUCGGAUAUCGAUUCCAUAUCUUCGAAUGCUCAAGUCUACGAGAUAGUUAUCGGCGCCGGCGCAAACACGUUUAGUGAGAUAAGAAAACAGCGCAAGAAAAAUCCGCUGAAGACAAAGACGACCAAGAAUGUGUUGUCGCCGAUAGAUCCGCUGCCUCUGAGGAUUCGUAUCACCAAGGACGGGUUGAUUGAAGUUGGUAUCGAGGGUCAGGAUUUGCCGCUGAUGUCGGCCACCGAUAAGAAUCUGACCACGGUUCAAUAUCUUAGUUUCAGCUCGUGGGGGGCAACGCAAGCCAAAUGGUUCUAUGAUUGUCCCUCCGAUACCGAUUUGAUAACUCAAUUGGGAGAAUACGACCCUGGGGACUUUCCUAUGACACCCAGAGAAAAACUGAUCUUCGAUCUUCAAAUGAAUGCUUCAUUCGAUGCACCGAAGGUGCCGACAACAGUCGAGAUGAGUAAGUUAGUGUUCACCCGGGUUGCAUACAAUUCGUGGAAAAACACACUCGAGACCAGAUUUCAGGUAAAGUUACGCUGGUCUGACAUUCGUACGACGUGGAAUCCACAAGACUAUGGGAACAUUACAAAGAUAAUUGAUUUUUUCUAUGUGUGGACACCUACCUUGUUAGCUAAAAACGAAGCGGAAUCGCAACUCACCUUUUUAUCCGCCAGCGAUUAUUUGGUAUUUACUUACGACGGCUUUUUUGAGAUGGCAUCCAAAGAGAUAUCAACAAGUACCUUCUGCGAAUUGAAAGAUUCCUUCAAAUGGCCUUAUGAAACUAAUUACUGCGAAUUGGCACUUAGCUCGGAGGAUGCGUGGACUCCGUUGAAAAUGGUUCUUAAAGAAGCGAUCUUGCAUCCAAAUAUGAUCCAAUCGGAUUGGAAUGUGAUCAGCAUUACCAAACACGAAAGGGUAAAUACCCAAGAAUUGUAUCUGCAUGAUGACGGUAGCCCUCGGAAAGAGAUCAUAUUGAAAUUACACCUGAAGCGAAACAACGAAUUCUACGAGACAGUUUUGUACGCUCCAUACUUCAUGUCUAACGUCCUGAUACUUGUGUCUUUCUGGCUGGAAGGCAUGCUACGAAUUAUCACAAACGCAUUCGGUAUCCUGAUCUUGGUUGCAUCCUUCCUCCAGAUGUCCGAGUUCAUUCCACAAACAUCGAGUCCCUUGAUUUUCAGUUUCUUCAGCUGCACGCUGUACUUCGGCUGGAUUUGCGUAGUGUUGUUUGUGUUGGAUGAAUGGUUACGAGUCUACGGCCCAAAAAUGGCGCCGGAUUCGUGGCUGGCUCGUGUCAUAAGUUAUCCAAACCUGAGAACGGUGUUGCAAUUGAACGGGGGUUCCGAUUACGAUACUCUCCAUAAGAAAAACUUGGAAUGGCGCGAUUUUGUCAAAGUACUGGAUAGGAUAGUGUUCAUAAUCAUGACCGGCGUUAUGGUGGCAUCGUGCUUCAGUAAAAUUUAAUCAGUAAUAAAAGAAUUCCAGUGAAUAAGUUAA